GUCGCAAAAGCAUGCAACGCAGUUUCAGUACUCUCACCACACACUCAACGAGCAGCAGCAGCAGCAGCAGCAGCAGUAGGAGCAUCUCAAGCUGUGGCAUUCGUUACGCCGAACAGCUUGGACGUUAUGUGUUCGAUGAGUUGCUGUCGACGGAGCAACAAUAUUGCGAGGAUCUGGCCAAUGGCAUCGGCCGUUACACACCCAUCUUUCAGCCCGAAUCGGAGCUCCCCGAAGGUCUGAGGGGGCAGCAGCAUGUGUUGCUCUCGAAUGUGACACAGAUUGCGGCAUUGCAUCGGCAUAAGUUGUUGCCGCUGAUGUUGCAGCAUCGUCAGGAGUUGGAUGUGCUGCUUGAGCGUUGGUUGACGCUCAUCGAGCGCGGACAUUUCAAUUGCUAUGUGCUCUACACUGCCAGCCAACGGGAGAGUCUGCGGCUUUACGAUACGCACGAAUUGUACUUUAAGCGUCUGCAAAUCACGCUCGGCGAUCCGCUGGGCAUUCGAAGUUUCCUGCUGAAGCCCGUGCAGCGUAUAACCAAAUAUCCGCUGCUGUUGGAUCGAUUGAUUACGACUUUCUUUGCGCAUCGCCAUCUGAUAUCGAAGCGAAUGUUUGAGUUGACGUGUCGACUGGAGAAGCGACUUCGCGAGCUGCUCGAGAGGGCGAAUCAAGUGGAUCAGCUAAAUGAUAUCAAGCACUUUAAUGCGUUUAAUGUGCUGAGCGAGGCAAAUUUCAUUAUGGUAGGCGAGUUUCAGAUGCACGAUGCGUUGUUGCGUCGCACAUAUCAGAGCAAAUUGUUUGUGUUUAACAUCUGCAUUGUGUAUACGGAGCGAAAGGGACGCAAACACUUGGUGCGGGGCAAAUUCGUGCUGCCCGAUGUGUGUUUUGUGGCCAAAGCGAAGUCGUUUGUGUUAUGCGAUAAGUUGCACGAAUGCGAAUUCAUUUGCCAGCAGUCGGCAACGCUCGACAAAUGGGAGACGAUAAUGCACAAAUUGCUGAGCGAUGAACCAACAACAACAACCACAACAACAACAACAAAAACCUGUGAUGAUAGCUGUGAUAAGCGGCAGUCGAAAGAAGGAAAAGAAACGCAAACAAAAGUGGCAAAUGGAAUAGUCAAAAAAGAAGAAGACGAAGAAAUAAUAGAGAGUACAAAAAGAUUCUCCGAUCAAGGUGCAAUGGCAGCCAUCGAUGAGGCAACUGCAGUUGAUGGCACAAGUACGAUGGGACGAAAAGCGCUGGAGAUUGCAAGAAAGUGGCGGACACACAGAUCUUCAGAUUCCACACACAGCACAUGGUAUUGAUGUCCCGCUCUCUCUUGGUCUCUCUCUCUCUCUGUCUCUCUCUUUCGCUGAGUGAAUCUGCUGCCAGGUGGCUGAUAAAAUGGAUGGGUAAAAUGCCAUAACAGGCAAUUAAAUUUUUAAUAAAAUGUUACGCAAGAGUUUAUGACAUAAAUCAAAGGCAUAUGUAAAUAAUGGAAUAACCUCCAACCUCCCCUUCUCGUUCUCUCCCAGCACUCGCCAUCACGCUCACUCUGUGCUCCACAUUCAGCUUCGGAAGCUGCACAGCAAACAAAGGGCGAUAAAAAUAAAUAACAAAGGCAGCAGCGACCAACAAAAUAUUACUCAGCAAUGACGCACUUCAUGCACCCUUCACUUUGAGUCGUUGUCGAAAUUUCACGCAAUGAAAAUAGCUCUUUAAACAUUUUGUUCUUGUUGCUUAUCUAUUAAAGAAUUAUGUUUCGUAGCUUUAAAAGAAAACUUGUACUUUUAAUUUUAAGACAAUUAUUGUUAUUGUGAUUUUAUUGAAAUAAUGAAUUCAAUUCAGGCUAUGUUUCCCU
Drosophila nasuta is the source of this 1834-nucleotide messenger RNA. RefSeq names its product triple functional domain protein-like. Gene Ontology annotation, molecular function: guanyl-nucleotide exchange factor activity. The coding region runs from base 12 to 1298 and encodes 428 amino acids. Gene Ontology annotation, cellular component: cytoplasm. The record is from RefSeq and is a predicted model, not a curated record. The transcript is spliced from 3 exons. NCBI's taxonomy places the organism in Eukaryota, Metazoa, Arthropoda, Insecta, Diptera, Drosophilidae.